UGUGAAAUAUAUUAGACAUUUAACGAUUGGGUCAUUACCCAAACUGUGUGAAUGGAUAUUUAAUUGGUUAGUAAAGUUAAAAUAUACUUAGUACUCAUAUUAUAUCAUAUAUUCAGUCAGUAUAUCGAGAGACGUUGAAGCUAUGAAAACAAAACUGUCGCUUGCGAUUUGUUCAGUUACUUGGACGUUGAUGUUGAUUACAAAUUGUAACAUGGAAACAUUUUGCAAAAUGACGAAUGCAGUUUGUGAGACGAUGAACACAUCUUGGGUCCUCAUCCAUGAGUGUCGCCUGCGUGCUAUCAGUCGAAAUAUUACCACAUUAAACAUCGAUAUCACUUUUCUUCAUCCCGCACAUGUUAUCGAUCUUAGGCUGGAGCUAAAAACCAAGGCAUUUGGAUACAGACCCUCAAUUUUCAACUAUACCAUCGAUGCUUGCACAUUUCUACGACAACGCAAACAUCGAGUAUUCAUGAUGUUUUGGCGUAUUUUUAAGGACUUUUCAAACAUUAACCAUACGUGUCCUUAUGUGGGUAAACAAAUUGUAAAGGAUUUUUACUAUGAUCCAGCAAAUUUAACUCUGCCAAUACCAAGCGGUGAUUAUGUUGUGCUUUUCACUUGGAUACUCGAUAAGAAACCACAGUUUUUCACCAACAUUUACUUCUCAUUCUACCAGGAUAUUAUCAAUGUAUAAUUUUUCUCUUUUUUUAUAUUCAUAUGUGAACCAAAGUCAUACGUUUUAAAUAAUGUGUUAUUUGCAAAAUA
Molecule: messenger RNA, 762 nt
Organism: Drosophila nasuta
Lineage: Eukaryota; Metazoa; Arthropoda; Insecta; Diptera; Drosophilidae
Exons: 3
Coding region: 143-691 (182 amino acids)
Source: RefSeq, a predicted model, not a curated record